Acanthosepion pharaonis is the source of this 945-nucleotide messenger RNA. NCBI's taxonomy places the organism in Eukaryota, Metazoa, Mollusca, Cephalopoda, Sepiida, Sepiidae. The record is from the annotation of a GenBank genome assembly.
AUGUCUCUUGUUGGCAUUGAUAGCCAAAGACACUGGUCAUCAUCAAUUCACUUCAAGAAGAUUAGUUCUUUGUCUAUGUGUGCGUUGAAGUUUGAUGAUCGGCGAAUCAGUGUAAUGUCUUCAUCUCUCUCGCACGAUCUAUCUAUCUAUCUAUCUCUCUAUCUAUUUAUCCUAGAAUUUGAUGAUAUUUCUGCUCAUCUCUCUCUCUCUCUCUCUCUCUAUCUAUCUAUCUCUCUAUCUAUCCUCGAAUUUAAUAAUAUUUCCUUUUUAGGAACUACUUGUUCCGAUAUAGAUAUUUUAUGUAUGCUUGUCUUCCACGGGGAAUAUCUAUCUAUCUAUCUAUCUAUCUAUCUAUCUAUCUAUCUACUUAUGUUUAAUCAAAUUUUUUCUUUCUUGUUAUUUUUAUCAAUUAUUUUUUUUUCUAUUCUUUAUUACUUUCUUUGUUUCUUUCUUUCUUUAGUUCUUUCUUUUUGUUCUCUCACAUUUCAUCUAUUUUUUCAUUCGAUUUCUAUCUCUCUUGAAUCAUCAUUAUCUACUUCUUUUCUUUUCAAUCCCUUUUCUUCUCUUCUUCAUUCGUUCAUUUCCUUCCACCUCCUAUGUGAUUCUUUGUUUUUGUCUCCUAUGUUUGUUUAUAUUUGUUUUUUUUUCCUGUUCUUUUCUAUUUAUUUACUUCCCUUUUCCUUUUUUCUCUGCCUUCUUACUAUCUUCCUCCUCGUUAUAUCGCAUAUUUUAAUUUCGCUUUCUUUCAUUUCAUUCUGUCUUUCCCUUCUCUGUUGCUGCUUUCUUCUUCAUCAUUCUUUAUCAUGUAUGCAAGUAUAUAUGAACACCUCUCUUUCUAUCACUCUCUCUCUCUCUUUCUCUGUCUACCUUGAUAGCUUGCUAGAUAUUUUUUCUCAAAUGUAUAUCUAUGUCCAUCUAUCCCUAUAUUUUGUUCUUUUAGCUUAA